This is a messenger RNA of Xiphophorus hellerii (green swordtail), 2587 nucleotides long. It is a transcript of the gene ubap1lb, whose product is annotated as ubiquitin associated protein 1-like b. Gene Ontology annotation, biological process: ubiquitin-dependent protein catabolic process via the multivesicular body sorting pathway. Bases 36 to 1181 code for a protein of 381 amino acids. NCBI's taxonomy places the organism in Eukaryota, Metazoa, Chordata, Actinopteri, Cyprinodontiformes, Poeciliidae. Gene Ontology annotation, cellular component: ESCRT I complex. The record is from RefSeq and is a predicted model, not a curated record. Gene Ontology annotation, molecular function: ubiquitin binding. The transcript is spliced from 5 exons.
UGUGUGUGUGUGUGUGUCUCAGUGAACUGAGUAGGAUGGAAGGUCUUCCACUGAAGAUGCCCCAGGCCAUCGUCUUACAAGAAGUCAAAGAUAAUGUCAAAGUGACAAUGCCUGAUUACCUCAGCAUAUUACGGGAAACAGUGUACGAGUUCAGCUUGGAGAACUGGGUGUUAACUGGCUUACAGAACGGCCCCACCCACCAUCAGCGGCCUCAGCCAUUCACCUCUGCAUCCGAACUUUUACCAUCUUGUCCUCCGUACUGGAUGAUGUUCAGCAGCCCACAGCAGAGUCGUCUGGCCAGCCGCCACAGUUCUGACUUUUGGGAACCAAACCCUCGACAACGCUCCUAUAGCCUCAACCCUGCUGUACUUCGCACCACCUUCACCAUCUCAGACUCGGAGGAUGAAGGAGGAAAUACUGUGCAGGAAGCCAAGGAAAACCUGACAGCUAAAGCUUGUUUGAAGGAAGAGCACCCAGCUGCUUCAUGUCAGAACGGUCAAAAAAAAGCACAGAGAGCCUUCAUCCCAGACCUGCUGAAUCCUCCGUCCUGCCUGAGCAGCCUCCCCCACAAGCGCAGGAAGAACCUUCGGCAGUGUUCUGUCUCUGGGACAGACAUGUCCAAAAAACAAGAGUCCAACACGGACAGUCAGCCUUUGAGCUCAUUCUCAUGCAAAGCUCCCAACACCAGGACCUAUACCACCGACAAAUCCACUGACAACCAUAAAACAGCAGAUAUGAUGUGUCUCAGACCAAACUGCUGCAGAGCUCACCACAGAGCCUCGCCAUGCGGGAGCCUGAGCUCUGCUCCGGACUCGUCUGUGGAGCUUCUGUCAGCUCUGAGCCCAGAGGAGAGAGAGCUGCUCAGGGUCAUCACUGGCCGGGGAUACCCCCUCCGCACUGCCAUCAUUGCCCUGCAGAGGGCAGGACAACAGACCCCAGAUCAGAUCCUGAGUUACCUGGUUGCGUGUGAGCACCUGUGUCAGCUGGGCUAUGACAUGGCUCAGGUGGAAGAAGCCCUGGAGAUGUUUCAGAACUGUGAAACAAAGGCAGAGGAGUUCCUCCUCCUCCUGACUCAGUUCAAUGAGAUGGGCUUCCAGCCACACACCGUCAAAGAAGUGCUGCUUGUCCAUGAGAAUCACAGAGAGCGGGCGCUUGAGGAGCUGAUGAUGCGUGUGGCGUGACGGCACGGCUACAUGCAGCUCGGUUCAAACUGGAGAGUGGGUUUUAGGCAGUGGGUUUUGGUUGUGUUCAGUAAUGCUGUAUUCAUGAUUUUCAUAUUAUGUUUUUGUACUAAAGCACUCCAGUUAAACUCUCAGCAUAUGUCAUAGUGAGUUUUAGGACAGUUCUAUUUUUGUCGAAGUUAUUUCAGGAAGCAUAAAAACAAAACCAUGAAUUAUUGCGUUGUAUCUAAAAGCAAAGAAGGUUCAGGUGUCAGGUGUUUUUUUAUUUAAUGAAAGGGUCAUUUGCAACAUUUCACUUUAUAUAAAAGUCAUAGACUUAAAUCAUGUGAGUUGUAUUAUUUUAGGAUUUUUAGACUUUAAACAAUGACCCAGGAGUUAUUGGCUAUAGGACAUAUUUAACUGAGCAAGCAUCAGUUCAUACCUGCUGAUACAUAUAGGAUUAUAUUAUUUACUGUAAUUUACAUUAGCAAAAUAUUUCUUAGUUAGCGGAUAGGACACCAAAGCUGACUGCACCCCAGGGCCCACACCCUUUUAAAUCCAGCCCUGGUCAUUAAUGACUUUCCACAUCUAGAGCCACAGUCAGCAGAAAAUACAAACUCCAUCAGCUCAAGAGUCAGUACAUAUGAAUGAUCUAGUUUAUACCAGCCUUUAAAAUGAUUAUUAUAGAUUAAUUAUUAUCACUACAGCAAUGAAGGGGUGCAAAAAGAAAGCUGCUUAAAUAUUUGUUCAGUAUUUUUCUCUUUGGUUUGCUGUGAUCAGUUGCUCUCCAUGCUGUCUGCAGAAUGUAGACCAAGACUGUUUUGUCAUUUCUUUGAGCACUGAACCAUUGCCACACAGCACCAAGAAAGCACCCAGGGUCAACUUUUCCAUUUUUACUUCUUUCUGUAAUAAAUAACAGUGCAGAACCUGUUCCACAUUUAGAUCUGAAUCAUUUUUUAACCUGAUAAAUACCAGAUAUCUGUCAUACGCUCUGACAUGGAAAAUCCAAACAUUGAAGCAGGGUGUACUUUCUUUUUAUCAAGGCUGUCUGUGCUGGAUGGUGUGCUCACAGAGUGUAAAUUCCCAAAUUGCUCUAAAUGCUUUCAUCUUUACUGUAAUUUAGAAUCACAACAAAAGCAUGUUCCAAUAUAAAAAAUGGCAUCUUCUGAUUAAAUAUAAUGACUUCUUUAUUUUCAUGCUUAUAUAGUAAAUCAUGUAUUUAUACAAAAUAAAUACCUGAAGAAAUACAAUGUUGUUUAUUUUAACAGACAGAAAAGUGAGGGCUUCUCUGGGAGGCUGGCGUUUAGGCAUCCCUACUGGUUGCCAGGGGAGAUUCAAGGAUUUCUCAAGCAUGCAUAAAGGAAUCAAAGCAACACCCCAAGUAUGUUUUUGAUGAGGGAAUAACGUUAUAACAUGACAUAAAACUG